This is a messenger RNA of Dovyalis caffra, 372 nucleotides long. The record is from the annotation of a GenBank genome assembly. Lineage: Eukaryota; Viridiplantae; Streptophyta; Magnoliopsida; Malpighiales; Salicaceae.
AUGAAUAACCUCAAGCUCUCGGUUUUUGGCAAAAGUUUCGGGAUCUGCCGACGGCCAUGCAGGGUCCCAACCAUAGUCAUCGGGAAAUUCACCAGUCAAGUAAGAUGGAGGCUCGCCGGAGAGUGGUCCAAGGUACUUGACACGAUCAUGACCAUACCAAGAGCUCCCGAAGCAGCUGCCUUUCCAAGCAAUCUUCCUCAUGGAGACUCGCCAUUGCCGCUGUGGGUGGUUGAUGAAAACUCAAUGACUCCAUUCAAAGGAACGACUUUGCUCGCGAAAGUGGAUGACGGAGUUGUAGUUGCCAUGCUUUAUGUUUUAAGUAGAGGGUGGAGUGACUCGCUGCUCGUCCUUGUGAGUUUGGCUAGGAGAUGA